GUGAGCCAGUGACUGACCUACGCACAGCUUCUCCUACCUUAACAUCUCUCUUUUCCUUUUCAUUUUCUCCAACCCAAGAUUCAAAUUUGCAAUGGCGGUAUCAUCAAUCUCUUCAACUCUGUUCCCUUCUUUAACAAUUCCAAAUUCUUCUUCACCCAAACCAAGAUUCAGCUUUCUAUCUCGGUCUUCACCACUCUAUUUCAACCCCUUGAAGCUCCCCAAUUGUUCCUACAGACUUUCACAGUCCACCACAAAGGUUUUUGCCGCCCCUGAAGAUUUGGUAGAGACACCCGAGGUUGGGGGCUCUGAAGUGCCCGCAUCUUCAUCUGUUACCUUAGAAGCGGACAAGGUGGCACCUAAGCAGAAGAUUAGGAUUAAACUUAGGUCAUAUUGGGUCCCCUUGAUCGAGGACUCUUGCAAGCAGAUUCUGGAUGCCGCUCGAACUACCAAUGCCAAGACGAUGGGACCUGUGCCAUUACCAACCAAGAAGAGGAUCUAUUGUGUCCUUAAAUCACCACACGUUCACAAAGAUGCAAGGUUCCACUUCGAGAUUCGGACACACCAGCGCCUUAUUGAUAUUCUAUACCCAACAGCGCAAACAAUCGAUUCAUUGAUGCAACUUGACCUUCCUGCUGGGGUUGAUGUGGAAGUCAAGCUCUGAAGAAGACAACACUGUAGGUUUAGGUAAAUUUUGUCAAGAUUUGCUGCACUGUCAAGAUGUCACUUAAAAAACUUAUGUCAAGAUUUGCUUCAUUUCUUUCCUUGUUAUUUCUUCUGCAACUUAAAGAACUUCAAGAAAUGCAAAUGUUCAAAGUAUUGAAAUUGCUGAUUGCAAAA
Molecule: messenger RNA, 837 nt
Organism: Hibiscus syriacus
Lineage: Eukaryota; Viridiplantae; Streptophyta; Magnoliopsida; Malvales; Malvaceae
Product: 30S ribosomal protein S10, chloroplastic-like
Exons: 3
Coding region: 92-661 (189 amino acids)
Biological process (GO): translation
Cellular component (GO): mitochondrion; ribosome; small ribosomal subunit
Molecular function (GO): RNA binding; structural constituent of ribosome
Source: RefSeq, a predicted model, not a curated record